UCUGACACCACCCCUUCGGUGCAGAGAUUCGGCGAGGGAGCCCUCGCUGUAAACAAAUCCCUUUUUUACAUUUCGCCGGGGGACGGAGAAUUUGGAUUUUUUUAUAUGACAGCGGAAGGAGAAGUGAGAACGCACAUCAUGUAGGUUCAGAGGGCUUGGAUGAGCAAAAUUUCAGCACGCACAGAAUUGGCAUUUUACCACGUAUUGUUUAUCAAUGCCGUCUCUGACAAUUCCGUUGUGGUCGUUGUCAGGUUAUCUGUUUGCUCCCGCUUUAUGAUAUUUACACGCGCGAUGGCGACAGCCGCAGAGCACGAUCUCACCUUCGCCGAAACGGAGAGCAACAAAGAGAAAGAUCAAGUCUUCGGUAUCCUCCGGUUGCAAGAGGAAAAAUCGACGGAGAAAACGGCCACCACCAUGAAAGCGGGGGACGGGAGGUGGCAGGCGCCCAUUUUCGCCUUAGCUAGGAAAGCAUCGGAGACUUUUUCAGGAAGCAUUCAUGUUCUUCCCAAGGUAGCGGAGCAGAAAUCAUCACCUUAUUCAGACGACUGGGGUGCUAAGGCUUUUCGGGACCCCAUGACCAUGGAGCGGGCUAACCUGCUGAACAUGGCUAAGCUCAGCAUCAAGGGCCUAAUCGAGUCGGCCCUGAGCUUCGGCCGCACCCUGGACUCGGACUACCCCCCUCUCCAGCAGUUCUUCGUGGUCAUGGAGCACUGCCUGAAACACGGGCUGAAAGUCAAGAAGUCAUUUUUGGGUUACAACAAGUCGCUGUGGGGUCCCCUAGAGCUGGUGGAGAAGUUGUGUCCAGAGGCGGGAGAGAUUGCAGCGAGCGUUAGAGACUUACCGGGACUCAAGACGCCAUUGGGCCGAGCUCGGGCAUGGCUGCGUUUGGCUCUGAUGCAGAAGAAACUGGCUGACUACCUCCGCUGCCUCAUCACCAGGAAGGAGCUGCUGAGUGAGUUCUACGAGUCCUCGGCCGUGAUGCUGGAGGAGGAAGGGGCCGUCAUCGUGGGUCUGCUCGUGGGGCUCAACGUCAUCGACGCCAACCUGUGCGUGAAGGGCGAGGACCUGGACACACAGGUUGGAGUCAUUGACUUUUCCAUGUACCUGAAGAAUGAUAUUGAUGACUACAGGACUGAAGAAAGAAACGGUCAAAUUGCUGCUAUUCUGGACCAGAAGAACUAUGUGGAGGAGCUGAACAGGCAGCUGCAUUCCACAGUCCAGAGCUUGCAAGGACGGGUGGAGUCCUUGGAGAAGUCAAACACUAAACUCAUUGAGGAGCUGGCCAUAGCUAAAAAUAACAUUAUCAAACUACAAGAGGAAAACCAUCAGCUCAGAAACGAGAACACCCUCAUCCAGAUGAAGGCCCAGCAGCAACUGACGGCAACCCAGGGCGAUGUGGAUGUGGAGCUCGACACGUACAAGCAGUCCCGCCAAGGUCUGGACCAGAUGUACAACGAGGCACGUAGACAGCUGCGGGAAGAAUGCCAGCUCCGACAGGACGUGGAGAACGAGCUGGUGGUGCAGGUCAGCAUGAAGCAGGAGAUGGAGCUGGCCAUGAAGCUGCUGGAGAAGGACAUCCACGAGAAGCAGGAUACUCUGAUUGGCCUGAGACACCAGCUGGACGAAGUUAAGGCCAUUAAUGUGGAGAUGUACCAAAAAAUGCAGCGUUCUGACGACACCAUGAAACAAAAGAAUGACAUAAUUGCACGGUUGGAGGAGAAGACCAAUCAAAUCACGGCAACCAUGAAGCAGCUUGAACAAAGAUUGCAGGAGGCGGAGCGUGAGCGCUGGACCGCGGAGGACGGAGCCCGCAAGUUCAAGCAGGACUUUGCCAAUAAAGCAGACAGCUUGCAGCGGCAGAUUGCCCAGAGGGAGACGCAGCUUCACCAGCUGGAAACGGACCUGAAGAUUGAGAAGGAGUGGCGGCAGACCCUACAGGAUGACCUGGAGAGGGAGAGGGAGAUCAUCGCCCAGCUAAGCGCCGAGGCUCAGCAGAUCAGCGGGCUCAAAAAGGAGUUUCACAGGUUGCAGGAUGAAAACCGACAGCUGCAGAGUAUCUGUGAGGAGCAGGAGCAGGCGCUCCAAGAGCUGGGGUGUAAACUGAGCGAAUCAAAGUUGAAAAUUGAAGACAUAAAAGAGGCAAACAAAGCUCUUCAGGGAGGCCAGGUCUGGCUGAAGGACAGGGAUGCCACCCACUGUAAACUGUGUGAAAAGGAAUUUUCCAUCUCCAGAAGAAAGCACCACUGUCGAAACUGUGGAGAGAUCUUCUGCAACGCCUGUUCCGACAACGAGCUGCCUCUCCCCGCCUCACCAAAACCCGUCAGGGUCUGUGACACCUGCCACGCCCUCCUGCUGCAGCGCUGCUCCUCUAACGCUACCUGAGGGACAGGUGGGCCGGGACCUACAGCACACUCCCACUGCGCCCCCCACUCACCUGAGUUUUUACCCUCCUACCUGUGACUUUAAAACAAGCAGCCGCCGUAGAUUGCAGCCUCUUACAAGUGUCAAACGUUUACAUUAGGAAUGGUGAUCUGUUCGGAGGAAGGGAACAGUGUGUUUUUCCAUUUCAAACUGUGUCUGAAGUGCUUUGUAAGGAAAAUUUAUUUGGCAACUACCUGCGUUCUCUCCUACUAAAUUAAAACAUAUGUGUCAAAGAUGUAAAGUACAUUCCAAACACACAGUAUCUCUUAAAAAGAGGGGAUGUGCGCAUAGCUUGGAUUUCACUACAGAGAAUAGGCCCGUUGUGGGGUUCCACUGCUGGGGCAACAGGUUUGAACCUCAGUGCGACACUGCAGCUGUGUGCAAAGUCAAAGUGCAUGGGUAGCGCACAGGUGUGCACAUGGAUAAUGUUUAAACAUGCAAGCAGAGUUAGUCUGCUGAGGCUUUAAAGUAAUAAACAACUAACAGAACAGAACACUGAAACAGACAAAAUGAAGGAACUGUCCUGAAAGAAGGUGGUUUAACUGAACAGGAAACAUUAUUAAAAAUUCCUGUUACGACCCAUUUUACAUGAAAAUACAAAUUGUGAGAAGGAAUUAUACAAGACAAGGAUAGUCUGAAUUGCAAAAUUCACAUGUGCCUGAAGAAAAAAAAAAUCAGAUAUCAUCUUUUCCCUGCUGGCUGGAGGGAAAUCCGAUUUCAGAAAGACGUUUCUUAUUGGCGCUAAUAGUGCUCCCAAUGCUGCAUAAAAUGAAAUGCACGACAGCACAGCAACUGUGUUUUAUACUGAUUCUUUCAAAUCAAUUACUGA
Messenger RNA from Megalops cyprinoides (Indo-Pacific tarpon), 3250 nucleotides. It is a transcript of the gene rufy2, whose product is annotated as RUN and FYVE domain containing 2. Gene Ontology annotation, molecular function: metal ion binding. Gene Ontology annotation, cellular component: cytoplasm. The coding region runs from base 160 to 2382 and encodes 740 amino acids. Lineage: Eukaryota; Metazoa; Chordata; Actinopteri; Elopiformes; Megalopidae. The record is from RefSeq and is a predicted model, not a curated record. The transcript has 18 exons.